Messenger RNA from Chenopodium quinoa (quinoa), 3558 nucleotides. Its product is annotated as pentatricopeptide repeat-containing protein At3g06920-like. The record is from RefSeq and is a predicted model, not a curated record. Gene Ontology annotation, molecular function: protein binding. Lineage: Eukaryota; Viridiplantae; Streptophyta; Magnoliopsida; Caryophyllales; Amaranthaceae. The transcript has 3 exons. The coding region runs from base 629 to 3352 and encodes 907 amino acids.
UAGGACUAAGGAAAAAUGAUAAUGUGGUUUUUGGGUCGAGUUGUCAUGUAUUUUGAGUCAGUGUUAGAGCAACUCCAAUGGUAAGCUAAUUGUGAAAUUAGCUUGCCAUACCACCUAGGAUUGCAAAGCUAAUCUACCUUGUAGCUAAUUAAUCCCACAAUGGUUAAGCUAAUUUUUAAUAAUUUUUUUUUAUUUAAUUUUUUUUAAUUCCCACAAUUUGCUAAGCUAAUUAGCUUAGCUAAGCGAAUAGCUUUGCCCAGCUAAUUUGGUAAUGCAAUUCCAAUGGUUAAGCUAAUUAUUUAUUAGUUUCAUAAAUUGCAAGCUAGUCCUAAUUUUACACCGUUGGAGUUGCUCUUACCAAGUCUCAUAUUUCAAUUUAAUUUUGCAAAAGUAUUAGCACAGCUGCCUGGGACAGGAAUCGAACCUGCGAUCUUCUGGCCAUAAAUUACUUCUACACUUACACUCUUAAUUUCUUUCGAGUUUCCACCAUUGUUGUCAAAUCCUUCUCCCUCCCUCUCUCCCCUCCAUUGAAGCGUACUCCUAAUUCUCCAUUGAAGCGUCUUCUGAGAUUUCCCUCUUCAAUUGAAGCAGCUUUUCAGAACUAUGAAAAUGGUUUAGGUUGGAAUAUAUGUGGCAGCAGAUACUUGUAAGAGGAACUAUGCUAUGCCGUAUUUCAGGAAUUAUCCAUCAUUUGGAUUAUAGGCAUGGUCUAUCCUACGUCAUUCAUAGUAGAUUUACAUCCUUGCAUGGUAAACAUCCCGAGCAGGAGCUCAGGGGUCUUACAUCUCCUGGUCGGGAUAGCAACGGAAGCUCUAGAUAUAUCCAGCUAUCAAACCAAAGUGUUGAAGAUGUGUGCAAAAUCUUAGAGAGUGGACCUUGGGGCCCUGGCCUAGAGACUGCUUUACGUGGGAUCAGUGAAAAGCCUCAGCAAGAACUAAUCAUUGCAGUCUUAAAGAAGAUGAAGGAUGCCAAUACAGCCAUAAAAUAUUUUCGAUGGACUGAGAGGAGCACUAACCAAGUGCAUUGCCCUGAGGCAUAUAAUAUUCUCCUCAUGAUCAUGGCUAGAAGUAGACAGUUCCAUAAUCUUGAAGAGAUAUUAGAGGAGAUGAGUCAUGCUGGUUUUGGGCCAUCAAACAGCACAUGUGUUGAGUUUGUUUUAUGCUGUGUAAAGUCGCAUAUGUUGGAUCAGGCUUUCAAUUUUAUACAAAUUAUGAGGAAAUUCAAGUUCCGACCUGCGUUCUCAGCUUAUACAACUCUUAUAGGCUCUCUUUCUGUGGUUAACAAGCCUGACCUUCUGCUUACUCUCUUUCAACAGAUGCAAGAGCUAGGUUAUGAGGUAAAUGUACAUCUGUUUACCACUGUCAUUCGCGCUUUUGCCCGGGAAGGGAAUAUUGAUGUUGUUCUCUCUCUGCUAGAUGAGAUGAGAAACAAUGCUUUUGUGGCAGACAUUGUACUUUAUAAUGUAUGCAUUGACUGUUUUGGGAAGCUUGGCAAGGUGGAUAUGGCCUGGAAAUUCUUUCACGAAAUGAAAGCACAGGGUUUUAUGCCCGAUGAUGUGACAUAUACUAGCAUGAUCGGGGUUCUAUGCAAAGCUAAUAGGCUUGAUGAAGCAGAAGAGCUUUUUAAUCAGAUGGAAGAUGGACGUGAAGUACCAUGCGCAUAUGCAUAUAGCACCAUGAUAAUGGGUUACGGCUCAGCUGGGAUGUUUGAAAAAGCCUAUCUGCUACUGGAGAGGCAAAAGGAAAAAGGGUCAAUUCCGAAUGUGAUUGCUUACAACUGCAUUCUUACUUGCCUCGGUAGGAAAGGGAAAGUAGAAGAGGCUUUAAAAUUAUUUGAUGACAUGAAGAAAGAUGCAGCACCCAACCUUCUAACAUAUAAUAUUCUUAUAGACAUGCUAUGCAGUUUAGGGAAUGUUGAUGCCGCUCUUAAAUUGCAAGAUGCCAUGAGAGAAGCUGGAUUAUUUCCUCAUGUUAUGACUGUAAACAUUAUGAUCAAUCGUUUGUGUAAAGCCCGUAAACUUGAAGAAGCUUGUUCCAUAUUUGAAGGGCUAGACCAUAAAUUCUGCACCCCAGAUGCUGUAACAUUUUGUACCUUAAUUGAUGGUUUAGGUCGCAAUGGUAGAGUUGAUGAUGCAUACAGAUUGUACGAAAAGAUGUUGGAUUCUGGCCAUGUUCCUAACGCUGUUGUAUUUACAUCUCUUAUCCAGAAUUUCUUUAAUGUUGGCAGGCCAGCAGAUGGUCACAAGGUUUACAAGGAACUGCUUCGUAAUGCCUGUUCUCCUGACCUGAGACUCCUUAAUACUUACAUGGAUUGUGUUUUUAAAGCUGGUGACGUUGAUAAAGGCAGAGCAUUGUUUGAGGAAAUUAAGACUAGAGGGUUUGCUCCAGAUGUACAGAGCUAUUCAAUAUUGAUAAAUGGUCUUGUCAAGGCAGGAUUUGCACGUGAAACCUAUCAAAUAUAUUACUCGAUGAAGGAACAAGGCUAUGUAUUGGAUACUCGUGCAUAUAAUAUUAUUAUUGAUGGAUUUUGCAAGUCAGGUAAGGUGAACAAGGCCUACCAAUUACUGGAGGAAAUGAGAGCAAAAGGUGCUGUGCCCACUGUAGUCACUUAUGGUGCUGUUAUUGACGGGCUUGCAAAGAUUGACAGGCUUGAUGAAGCAUAUAUGCUCUUUGAGGAAGCCAAAUCAAUUGGAAUCAUUCUGAAUGUGACUGUUUAUAGUAGCCUUAUUGAUGGCUUUGGGAAAGUUGGUAGAAUUGAUGAAGCAUAUCUGAUUAUGGAAGAAAUGAUGCAAAAUGGCCUGACACCUAAUGUGUACACAUGGAAUUCUCUGCUUAAUGCGCUGACCAAGGCAGAGGAGAUCAAUGAAGCCCUUGUCUGCUUUCAGUCAAUGAAAGAUUUGAAAUGCACUCCAAAUGCUUUCACUUAUAGCAUUCUCAUUGAUGGUCUUUGUCGUGUUCGCAAAUUCAACAAGGCCUUUGUAUUUCUUCAAGAUAUGAAGAAACUAGGACUAGAGCCCAAUGCAGUGACCUACACUACCAUGAUUUGUGGACUUGCAAAGGCUGGCAAUGUAACAGAAGCUUAUGCACUUUUCAAGAAGUUUAAAGAAAAGGGAGGUAGACUUGAUUCAGCCUGUUAUAAUGCUACAAUAGAAGGGCUAAGCAUUGCAAAUAGGGCUUUAGAUGCCUACAUGCUUUUUGAAGAGGCCCGUCAGAAAGGAUUUGAUAUUCAUUCCAAAACUUGUGUUGUUCUUUUAGAUGCAUUGCACCGUGCUGAUUGUCUUGAACAGGCAGGAUUUGUUGGUGCCAUCCUCAAGGAAACUGCAAAAGCAAAGCAUGCUUCAAGAUCUUUUUGAUUAAAUUACACUGUAGAAAUUUUUGAGAAUGAGGAUUAGCCACUGUCAGUAUAGGUUGAUGAAAUACGAGUCUUUGAUCUGGCGAAUAGGCUCUAUCAAUGAGAUACCUCAUCCUUCUCUGUACAUCAGCUUUACUCUCCUCUCUAUAGUGCGGCUCGUCUUGUUUCUAAACUUCCAUCAUCCAGUCGCUAACAUGCAUGCAUCCU